Messenger RNA from Juglans regia (Persian walnut), 1426 nucleotides. RefSeq names its product peroxidase 65-like. Gene Ontology annotation, biological process: hydrogen peroxide catabolic process; response to oxidative stress. The transcript has a single exon. Lineage: Eukaryota; Viridiplantae; Streptophyta; Magnoliopsida; Fagales; Juglandaceae. Gene Ontology annotation, molecular function: heme binding; peroxidase activity. The record is from RefSeq and is a predicted model, not a curated record. The coding region runs from base 189 to 1169 and encodes 326 amino acids.
CUUCAUUUGACAAACAAAUCUUCCCCUAAAACCUCUCCCAUCCGCACCACUUUUAUCAGCUUCUUUGUUUUUCUACUUUUCUCCGAAAUCCAUAGGUAAGCUUUCUCUUUCUUCCCCAGUUCCCUCCUGAGGAGGUUCCAUUGAAGAAAGGAAAGCAGGUUUCUGUCUAUCUCUCUCUCUCUCUCGCCAUGGCUUUUCCUUUACUUUUCCUUCUCUUCCUCUCCAUUCCCUUCUCAGAAUCCAUGCUCUCUCUCGACUACUACAAGAAAAAAUGCCCCGACUUUGACAGAAUCGUGCGCGAAGCAGUGACCACCAAGCAAAUCGCGAGCCCCACCACCGCCGCCGGCACUCUUCGCCUCUUCUUCCAUGACUGCAUGGUUGAGGGAUGCGACGCCUCCGUCCUAAUCUCCUCCAAUUCCUUCAACAAGGCCGAUCGCGAUGCCGACAUCAACCUCUCCCUCGCAGGCGAUGCCUUUGACGUUAUUGUCCGGGCCAAGACUGCGCUCGAGCUCGCUUGCCCCGGCAUUGUCUCUUGCUCCGACAUCCUCGCUCAAGCCACCCGCGACCUUAUCACAAUGGUCGGCGGCCCAUUCUACCCUGUCCGCCUCGGUCGAAAGGAUGGCCUCGUUUCCAAUGCUUCGCGUGUCGAAGGACACGUUCCGAGAACGAACAUGUCCAUGACCCAUAUGAUCAAGAUGUUCGCCGACAAAGGCUUUACAUUAAAAGAAAUGGUUGCCCUAAAUGGAGCACACACCAUUGGAUUCUCUCAUUGCAAAGAAUUCAGCGACAGAAUUUUCAAUUACAGCAAAAAAACCCCAACGGACCCAGCAAUCUAUCCCAAGUUUGCCGACGCAUUGAGGAAAACUUGUGCAAACUACACCAAAGACCACACAAUGUCUGCUUUCAACGACGUAAUGACGCCGGGAAAGUUCGACAACAUGUACUUCCAGAAUCUGCAGAGGGGACUGGGGCUGUUGACCUCGGACCAUUUACUGGCGACGGACCCUAGGACAAAGCCUAUCGUAGAUUUGUACGCAUCGGACCAGACAAUGUUCUUCCAGGAUUUUUCGCAUGCAAUGGAGAAGUUUAGUGUUUACGGAGUCAAGACUGGUCCAAAGGGAGAGGUGAGGCACAGGUGCGAUGCAUUCAACAGGCCACACAAGGCAUAAAAUUAUAUCAAUUAAAGACAUGUACGUACUUACGUACGUUGUGGUCUGGACUUGAUGAUGAUAACCAUGGCCAUUGUGAUUAACAGAGAGCAAGUUUCUGACUUUGUUUUGCCUGAUGUUUCCUCUCUUUUUUUUUCGGAUUUCGGACUCGUAUAUGUAUGUGUUUAUAGACAUGUGAUGAUCCGGUAGAUGUGUUUCAUAAUGAUAUUGAUGGUACGCUCAUGAUCACUAUAUAAUAUAUAUGCUAUCAUUACAUA